CUGAGGUCAACAAUCCGCCAAUCGUUGAUGGAUUGCUGAAAAAUGGGGAAUAAACUCUUUAUUUACGUAGUUUUAGUAGGUCUAGUUAUUGCAAUCAUACAUUGCGGUUCGUCACAUAAUUCUGACCCAUAUUCUGUUAUCGGGGUAGGCAGAACAGCUAGUUCAAAUGAAAUUAAAAAAGCUUACAAGAAACUGGCACGGCAAUGGCAUCCCGAUAAGAACAAAGAAGAUGGAGCUCAGGAGAAGUUCAUCCAGAUUCAGCAAGCCUAUGAGAUCCUCUCGGAUGAGGAAAAGAGAGCUGAGUACGACAACUUCGGUCAUGUGACUUCAGGCAACCAACCCCGUCAGUACCAUAAUGACCACUUCCAUUUCAAUCGUGGAUUUGACAACUUUCAGUUCCGGUUCACCAACCAGGGUUCAUCAGGUUUCGACCCUCGUAGAGUCACCCUGGAGAAAUUUGAGAGUGGUAUAUUACCAGAGAGUCAUCGCAAGCCGUUCUUGUUGUUCGUUACGGGGGAUUGGUGUUUCAGUUGUGUUAGGGUUGAGGGUGUCUGGAACGAGGCUGCUGCUGAUUUAGAAACACUUGGUAUUGGCAUGGGAACUGUUCAUGGAGACUACAGCCGUCCACUGCUCAAGAAACUUGGAGUUUACCAAUGGCCCUCCAUCGUCGGUAUCAUUAAUGGGAAGAUUUACAGCUUCAGUAGAAGUCACAUCAGUAAAGAUACACUCAAGGAGUUUGUUCAGGGUCUCCUCCCAUCUGAUGCUGUAUCUAGAGUUACAGAUGCAAACCAGGAGAGUUUCCUCUCAGGUUGGCAAAGUGACAACAAGCCAAGAUCUCUUCUCUUCUCUCGUCGCUCUUCUCCUUCUCUCCUCUAUCAACUACUAGCGUUUAAACUACAAAACGUACACACGUUUGGCUUCACUCAGAUUGGAGGCAAAGACACCGCAGAGCUAGUGUGGAAGUUUGACAUCUCAUCAACGGAACCAACUCUACUUAUCUUUAAGGAAGAUAAUGAGGAAUAUGUUGAGAAACACCAGUCAUUAAAGAUUGAUAUAUCACUACUUGAAACAGCCAUCAACAACAACCGGUACCUGUUUGUUCCCCGGUUGACCUCACAACAGUUGUACGAAAACAUCUGUGCAGAGUCACCGGUAGCUUAUGGACGAAGUCUCUGCGUCAUUUUGAUAACCAAGAAUCCCUCCAUGCAUAAGGAACAUCUAGACUCCUUCAGGAAUGCUGCAGAGACUCCACACUCGUUCCCACAGGAUACUCACUUUGCCCAUAUCUACCAGGACACGCAAAUGGAGUUAGUUAAGAUUCUCGGGAAGGAGGUUGAUCUGGAUAUGGAAAGCCCAGUGCCGGUUCUCAUUCUCUGGAGACAAAAUGGCAGGAAAGUCAGAUAUGAUUGGCUGCGUGAUGGUUGGCAUGGCAACGAGCCUGAUGAAGACAAGAAGCAAUUGGUCCUUUUCCUGCAACAAGUCCAAGAUGGAACUGUUAGUUUAGACUUCAAGACAACAUUGCCUGAGCUUCUAGAUGAGAAUGCCCCGCAUUUUAUUGUGCAAUGGGUUCAAGGUACAUGGAGUCAAAUCACAGGUCAUUCCUCACAAUUGAAACAAUUCAUCUUUUCUGCAUGGAGUGAAUCUUCCAUAGCAGUUGUUGUGGUUGUAGUCUAUCUACUUGCAUUCUUUCUUGCCUUUGCUGGGCUUCUCAACACAGGAAAGGAAGCCAUGCAGACUCGUAAUGGGAGAAACAGGUCAAACAGUGAAAGUUUUCCAACUGAGGUUAGACGAGGAAGGGAAACGGACUCCAGUACAAGAUCAAGAGAUAUGAUGUUACGUGAGCUGAAUGAAGAGACUUAUGAGCGAUUCUUAGCCACAGGUGGCAAAGGUCAUAUUCUAUUAUUACUUCUCACUGAUGGGAGUAGUCAAGACACAUUAUGUACUCACUUCAGACAAGAGGCACACUCUCAUGUCGUCAGCCAGCCAUAUCUGCUUCCAUCCUUCAUUCGACUAGAUAAAUACAAGCGCUGGCUUAAAAACCUUAUUGCAUGCAGUGAAAAGCCUCUGUCUCUUGAUUCAACUGAUAGUGUUGGUUCUGUGCUCGCAUUGCGACCGUCCAAAAACUACUACUUUGUUUUCAGACCAACACAGUCGGGUCAAAGGUCAAGCAGGCCGAGUAAGGACAUUGACCCCCAAUUUAUAGGUCUUGAUGAUAGUUCAGAAAGUGAGUGGGAGGAGUACAGUGAGUGUAUCUCACUAAAUGGACUACCAAUGUGGUUGGAUCGACUUAUUGAUGGAAGUCUAUCCAAGAUUAAUGUAACUGCGUGGCCAACACUGGAAUAAAAAUGGCUAGAGUCAUUGAAAAAACUGCUGGAGGAAGGACUGACGGAUUCUGACGUUUGACCUAAAUUUGGAUCAUUCAUGCUAAUGAGGAUAGCUGCAGUUAUUGACAACUAUGACUCCUUUCACAAUGCGCAGUGCACUUACGCACGCGGCCCACAUACGCGCGCAGCGCACAUACGCACGCGUCUAGCUCCUCCGCCAUUUUGUGUGUCAAAAUGUGCACACAAGGAAUGGACUCCCCAAAAAAGCAGAAGUGGUACCAUCCUUUUGUGUGCGUUUUGACACCCAGAAUGGCAGACAGGAGACGUGCGUGCAAGUGCUUGCGCGUUGUGCAUAGGGUAUUGUUAUGGUAAUCAGAACCCAGCAAUAGUCAACAGGAUCAUCUGGACACUGUUUGAAUGUUCUACUGAGAGAAGGAUUGGUUUUGCAUCCACUUAUCUGAAUAUCCAACAUGAAAACAUCCUAUAGGCUAUACAUUGUCCAGUUUUUGUAUGACAAGAGAGGGUCCAAACAUUAUGGUCCUCACCAUGCAGCGCCUGCCACACAACCCUGAUUGUUAAAAGUUCAUGGUUUGCCCUUCGCUAGUUAGCAGGACUAGUUAGCAGGACCAUACAGUUAGCUCAUUGUUGAAGUAGUCUGCCAGGUUUUCAACUAGUCAAUAAUUUAAUAGAUGUUUGCAGCAAAGAUUAUAGAGCGUAAGAUAUGGGCUGAAAUGUGAAAUCCCACUGGAAGUCAU
This is a messenger RNA of Asterias rubens (European starfish), 3079 nucleotides long. Its product is annotated as dnaJ homolog subfamily C member 16-like. Bases 43 to 2343 code for a protein of 766 amino acids. The transcript is spliced from 15 exons. NCBI's taxonomy places the organism in Eukaryota, Metazoa, Echinodermata, Asteroidea, Forcipulatida, Asteriidae. The record is from RefSeq and is a predicted model, not a curated record.